AUGCGCGAGGACUACGAAAACGAAAAGGCCCAGGCAAAUGUUAGUGCUGGUAUUCUCCGCAGACAACAACGAUGCAAAGCCAUCGUCGUAGAGAACAAGAAGCCGUACGGAAACGGAACACAUGACCCACCACCAAGGCAGUGGAAUUCAUCAAUGGAACACUUGAUAAAAACCAUGAUUAGCGUCCGUGAGGGGCAGGGAGAACUUCCCUUCGGUCUGUUCGGUGUGGCUGGUAUUGGCUUGUAUGCCAAGUUUUUUCUACUGAAAAACGAAAUGAACGAACUCGAAGCCUUCGAAUUGGACGACGGAGCUUACAGCAUAUCAGAUGACGAGAGUGCUCAAGUUCUUGAAAGCAAGUUGUUGGCAAUGAAGGUCGAAAUUGAUCAGGUUCAACUUGAAGAAAAGCUGUCAAGCUGA
Penicillium angulare is the source of this 417-nucleotide messenger RNA. RefSeq lists its product as uncharacterized. The transcript has a single exon. NCBI's taxonomy places the organism in Eukaryota, Fungi, Ascomycota, Eurotiomycetes, Eurotiales, Aspergillaceae. The record is from RefSeq and is a predicted model, not a curated record. Bases 1 to 417 code for a protein of 138 amino acids.